UGAUCUUAAUGUAAAAAUGCAGAUUUCAUUCGUUUAAAAAAAUAUUUAUUUUUAACACGUAGACACUAUACGUCAUGUACCUCCAGCAAAAAUCAUAUUGAUACUCUAGAACAGAGAUAAGAAUAAUUAAUAAAUUUCAUAUGCAUAGUAUUCGUAUGACCACAAUUUUGAAGAUCACCAAGAAAUAUUCCAGCACCGAAACUCGGUCUAAUUAUUUGUAAAAGAUUUCGAGGGAUUGGAAAUAUCAUCCCACCAGUUUAUCAUCACAGCAGCCAGACACUACGUUUCCAUACGUUGACACAAGCCGCUGUAAAAAGUUCCACUGGGACGCAAUUCCUUGAUUUCGAAGCAGGUGAAAAAUUGAUGGAUUAUCGAUUACGUGUAAUCAUCGUAACCACCUCGGACCGAACUGAAUAAUAUCGGAGACUUGCGGUUCUGUGUCUCUACCAAGGGACUAUAGAAUGCAAAAAACAAUCAGUUCAAAUUGACCAUCACUCUAAAUGGGCAUGUAAAAGAGACGCGUGGAAUCGAAAGGCUUCCAGGAUCAAAGAGGUGUCAAGUUUGACGAGCCCAACGUACCAUUAUGUGUCGCCAUUAUCGUAAUUGCCGUAAGCCUCGAGACUCGUUCUGCAGUAUCAGCCGUUAUCAGACCAGGAUAUGGACACGCAUAGAAACAAAUACUUGUCGAUAAAGGUGACGAAAUUUUUUAUGAAAAUCGUUGGCAUAUGGCUCCCAGAAAGCAAGCAUGAACAAUUUGUCUUGGACGUGUCUCUGUUCGUUACCAUCGCUGGCACUGUUCUUUCUAUCCUGUUUGAGAUGUGGGAUAUUUACAAAUAUCCAUUUAACUUCAACGAAGCAGUUUAUAUAAUAUGCAAUAUACUUACACCAGGCAUUGUCUUAUUCAAGCUAUCAAUGAUUCGACUUAAUCGAAAGUCUUUAUACGAACUUAUCGAUAUAUGUCAAACCAAAUUUUGGCACGACGAUUACGAUGAGUUUGGUAUUGCCAUUUUGCAAAAUUGCGAGACGAAAUGUGUCCUUUUGAUUACGUCAUAUAUGUCUUUUGCACUAUUCACAGCUAUUACCUAUACCGUACGAUCGAUCAUAGAUAAUAUAGGUAAAACUGGAACAGACAAAAUAUUACCUUUUACGAUGUGGCUCAAUGAGACUAUGGCAAGGGCACCGUAUUUUCAAUUGCUAUUCAUUUUUGAGGGAAUUAUACUGUGUUACCUGGGAGUCGGCUUUUUUUGCAUCGACAAUUUCUUUUGUAUAAUCAAUAUUCACGUUGCUGGUCAAUUCAAAAUACUCCAAGGCAAAUUGGAAAGAUUGUGCGGACCGAAUGAUCGUGAAGACGAAAAAAAGGAUCGUGGAAUUUGGAUAAGAAAGAAUCCAGCGGCCGUCUUUCAAGAAUUUCGAAGUUGCGUUCAACUGCAUAAAAUGCUUAUUUACUACGUGGAAAAGGUCGAAGCCAUCUUUAGCCUCAUAAUACUCUGUCAGGUGAUAUUGUCAAGUAUACUCAUGUGUCUAGCCGGUUUUCAAGCAGUUUCCGACGACAAUUCGGCAAGCCAACGUUGUAUUUUUACUGCGUAUACAAUUGGUUGUUUUUUUCAACUGUUACUCUAUACGUCAACGAGCAACGAAAUAAUAGAUGAAAGUCUUGGCGUAGCCAAUGCGGCUUAUCGGGCUCAUUGGUAUCUUUUGCCUUUCGAUAAAACAAGUAAAGUUAUCAGGGGUUGCUUAGUGCUUGUCAUAUUACGAGCAAGACGCCCAUGUUCUUUAACGGCAGGAAGAUUCUUUGCCAUAUCCUUAGAAACAUUUACAAAAGUGAUCAGUACCACCAUAUCGUACUUUACUUUACUAAGACAACGUGGAGAGUCUUCAUAUGUUGUGCUACAGUGCAGUGCCCACCCGAGUGGCCCCCGGAUGCUGCUCUCGGCCUUCACUGAUCAGCUGGAUCAGCCCCGAUUGGAAUUGAAUAGUCGCGAAGAGAAAAGUGUUAUGACAGUGUCACAAGUCACUGAAAUGUCCCACCAUUCAAAUAUAGGUGUGUCCCUUGCGGUAAUAAAAUACUCUAUGAAAUUAAUUGGAUUAUGGAAAGCUGAUAAUACACUUGAUAUAUUUCUCAUGAGUUCAAUUUUCAUUUAUACAAUCAGCAUGGGGAUUGCCGGUAUUGUAUUCACAGUAACUGAUCUUUUUUACGUUUUCGAUGACAUUUAUGCAGCCGUAAAUAUUAUUUGUCCAACGAUUGCUAUUUUUAAUAAUACUGUGAAAUUAAUAAUCUUUGCGAUUAAUCGACGGCAAGUUUUGAAUAUUAUAGAACGUUUGGAAAAUUCGAUUAAAAACGAAACGUACGAGGAAUACGAUAUAAGAGCCGUCAAAGAUUGUGAACGUCAAUGUAUUAUUUUGGUAAUAACUUUUGUAAUUCUGACUCAGGGGGCAGCUUCUAAUUAUGUGAUACCGCCACUUUUUGAAAUUUUUUCCGGCAACGGAAGUAGAAAUUUACCAGUCACUAUCCAUUUUGGUGGAUUCGCUUAUGGCGAAUCACCUUAUUUCGAAAUUGGAUUUUGUAUCGAGGCAAUGAUAGGCUUUAGUUCCGCACUGUGUUUAGUUACGCUUAAUAAUUUUCUUACGACAACAAAUCUUCAUCUUGCGUGUCAAUUCAAAAUUUUACACAACAAACUAAAAUCAACUUGUAUCGCCGAUUUGGAUAUGAAUUUCAAUGCCUCACGUGAUGCUUACAGCAAGUUAAAAAAAUGUAUAAAAACUCACAAAAUGCUCAUCGACUACACUGCUCAAGUAGAAGAUGUUUAUACAUACAUAAUACUAAUGCAAAUGUUUGCAUCCAGUGUAGUAAUAUGCGCAGCUGGUUUUCAAUUAUUUUUCUUUUCGGGGUCGAUGCUGCGCUUCGUUUUGAGUAUUUUUUUCUUUCUGACUUCCGUCGGCGAAUUUUUUCUCUUUUCCUGGUCAUGUAACGAAAUCAUCGUGGCGAGUGCGACAGUUGGUGAUGGCGGCUACAAUACGACCUGGUACAGUCUUUCCGCAACUGGUUAUGGAAAAGCAUAUCGAGACGGAUUGCAAUUAUUAAUUAUGCGAAGUCAUCGUCCGUGUUAUCUCACAGCUGGAAAAUUUUGUAUAAUAUCACUAGAAUCCUUUUCCACAGUGAUGACAACAGCAACGUCAUACUUCACGCUGUUACGAAAUUUCGUUGACGAGGAUGAAUUUCGUAAUAAAUAAAAAAAAGGCCGCUUAUACUGAUUCGCGUACACUGCAGUAUUACAAUUAAGAUUCCUGUACAUACUGUAUAUUUGAAAUGUAUAUAAAGUGCCAGGAAUCCAUUUUA
Messenger RNA from Cephus cinctus (wheat stem sawfly), 3337 nucleotides. RefSeq lists its product as uncharacterized. Gene Ontology annotation, cellular component: plasma membrane. The record is from RefSeq and is a predicted model, not a curated record. Lineage: Eukaryota; Metazoa; Arthropoda; Insecta; Hymenoptera; Cephidae. The transcript has 13 exons. Gene Ontology annotation, biological process: detection of chemical stimulus involved in sensory perception of smell; sensory perception of smell. The coding region runs from base 658 to 3231 and encodes 857 amino acids. Gene Ontology annotation, molecular function: olfactory receptor activity; odorant binding.